UGAUUCAGCAGCGAGCCGCUCCGCGUCUUCCUAAAAGCCGCCCUUCUCGCUCUCUAGUUUUAUGGGGGGCGGGGGGCGCGUGUUAUCCGCUCGCCGGCUCCUUUCCUUUUUUCCUUUUCACAAUUUCCCCGUCCUUUCCUCGCCCCUCAGUCCCCCGGGGCUGGAGUGACUUUAGGGUUGGGCUUUCUGGGGAUCACCUGCCCAUCACGAGUUUGAGACGUUUCCCACCUGCGGGCACCCGCUCGCGGCGGCAGCGGGACUUGGCUAGUGGGAGCCAGUCGGGAGGCUGCCGGGGCAAGCUGCGGGCCGGGCGUCGGAGUUCGGAGGCGCGGCAUGGCUAGUAUGAGAAACACCAAUGGCAGGAUCAUCUCAGAUCUUCAUUAUGGCAACUCAUGCAAGAAGCUGUUGAAUUAGAUCCAUUUCCUAUAGAUGAGAAACCAUAAAAGCAGUGGUAUUUAUGAGCCUCCAUUUAUUGUACUACUGCAGUGAACCAACCUUGGAUGUGAAAAUUGCCUUUUGUCAGGUGUGUGUUCCUUACAGGUAAAACAAGGGAUUCGAUAAACAAGUGGAUGUGUCAUAUAUUGCCAAACAUUACAACAUGAGCAAAAGCAAAGUUGACAACCAGUUCUACAGUGUGGAAGUGGGAGACUCAACCUUCACAGUUCUCAAGCGCUACCAGAAUCUAAAGCCUAUUGGCUCUGGGGCUCAGGGAAUAGUUUGUGCUGCAUAUGAUGCUGUCCUUGACAGAAAUGUGGCCAUUAAGAAGCUCAGCAGACCCUUUCAGAACCAAACGCAUGCCAAGAGAGCUUACCGGGAACUGGUCCUCAUGAAGUGUGUGAACCAUAAAAAUAUUAUUAGUUUAUUAAAUGUCUUCACACCCCAGAAAACGCUGGAGGAGUUCCAAGAUGUUUACUUAGUAAUGGAACUGAUGGAUGCCAACUUGUGUCAGGUGAUUCAGAUGGAAUUAGACCAUGAACGAAUGUCUUACCUUCUAUACCAAAUGUUGUGUGGCAUCAAGCACCUUCACUCUGCUGGAAUUAUUCACAGGGAUUUAAAACCAAGUAACAUUGUAGUCAAGUCCGAUUGUACAUUGAAAAUCCUUGACUUUGGACUGGCCAGGACCGCGGGCACAAGCUUCAUGAUGACUCCUUAUGUGGUGACGCGUUAUUACAGAGCCCCUGAGGUCAUCUUGGGAAUGGGCUACAAGGAGAACGUGGAUAUAUGGUCUGUGGGAUGCAUUAUGGGAGAGAUGGUUCGCCACAAAAUCCUCUUUCCGGGAAGGGACUACAUUGACCAGUGGAACAAAGUAAUUGAGCAACUAGGAACACCAUGUCCAGAAUUCAUGAAGAAAUUGCAACCCACAGUAAGAAACUAUGUGGAGAAUCGGCCUAAGUAUGCAGGACUCACCUUCCCCAAGCUCUUUCCAGAUUCCCUCUUCCCCGCGGAUUCUGAGCACAAUAAACUCAAAGCCAGCCAAGCCAGGGACUUGUUGUCGAAGAUGCUCGUGAUUGACCCAGCCAAAAGGAUAUCGGUGGACGACGCCUUGCAGCACCCGUACAUCAACGUCUGGUAUGACCCCGCCGAGGUGGAGGCGCCUCCACCUCAGAUAUAUGACAAGCAGUUGGAUGAAAGAGAACACACCAUUGAAGAAUGGAAAGAACUUAUCUACAAGGAAGUAAUGAAUUCAGAAGAAAAGACUAAAAACGGUGUGGUAAAAGGCCAGCCUUCUCCUUCAGGUGCAGCAGUGAACAGCAGCGAGAGCCUCCCUCCGUCUUCGUCCGUCAACGACAUCUCCUCCAUGUCCACCGACCAGACCCUGGCGUCCGACACUGACAGCAGCCUGGAAGCCUCGGCGGGCCCGCUGGGUUGUUGCAGGUGACUAGCCGCCUGCCUGCGAAACCCCGCGUUCUUCAGGAGGUGACGCGACGGAGCCCACGCCCACGCCCACUCGCACACACUCAUGCACACGCGCAGCCACGGGAGCACGGCAAGGGCGAGGCCGAGCCUGAGCGGAAACAUCCUCAGCCUGCUUCUCCAGAGUCCAUAGUGCGCUAAGCGAAACGCAUCCCUAACUUCUCGCUGCUCUUGCUUUCGGCCCCCCAGUGAUGCUUACUACUGAAGGCAGAUCCAGCAGCGAGGGAAGCCUUUCCCCUAGAGUGUAAUUGUAAUGGCUGCAAAACCAGUGACCUGUAGCUGCCCUUUCCAAUGGCAUGACAAGGUGUGCCGUGGCCCCGUCCAGCAUGUGUGUGUCUCUAUCUUGCAUCUACCUGCUCCUCUUGGCCUAGUCAGAUGGAUGUAGAUACAGAUCCGCAUGUGUCUGUAUUCAUACAGCACUACUUACUUAGAGAUGCUCCUGUCAGUGUCCUCAGGGCCCUACCAACACAUCAUGCACUGGGGUACCACGUGGUCCAUUUCGUGUGAUCUAUUACUCUGACGUCAAACCCAUCUGUAAUAUAUUGCCAGUAUAUAAGCUGUUUAGUUUGUUAAUUGAUUAAGCUGUAUGUCUUAUGAGAAAACAUGUAAAGGGGGGAAAUGUGGGGGGAGUGAGCUCUCUCGGACCCUUGAAGGUGUAGCUUCCAAAUUUGAACUGAUUAAAUGGCACCUGUAUACCAAUUUGUA
Molecule: messenger RNA, 2619 nt
Organism: Miniopterus natalensis
Lineage: Eukaryota; Metazoa; Chordata; Mammalia; Chiroptera; Miniopteridae
Source: RefSeq, a predicted model, not a curated record